CAUUUUGUUACAACCAUCAUUCUAUAAAAUAUUCAAUACAAAUAUCUGUUAUGAUUUCGUUGACAGGUCUAGAUGACAUGAAAUCUAAAACCACCGAUUGUAUGUCUGAUGUCCCAUGUCCAUCAAACUGUUCCUGCGACGGUACAGUUGUCGAUUGUUCGGGAAGAUCGUUAACUGAAAUACCAAAAGACAUACCAAUUUACACCACUGAAUUGCUCAUGAAUGACAACGAAAUCGGAAAAAUCAAGUCUGACGGUUUGUUCGGCCGGUUGCCUCAUUUACAAAAACUAGAAAUGAAAAGAAACAUCAUUAGUAGCGUCGAAGCAAACGCUUUUGAAGGUGCCAUCAAAUUAUAUGAACUAAAUUUAUCCGAAAACAAAAUUCGACAAGUGCACAACAAAAUGUUCAUUGGUCUUCACAAUCUGAAAAUUUUAACUUUGUUGAACAACGAGAUUACAUGCGUCAUGCCUGGAUCUUUCGAUUAUCUGCCAGCCCUCCGCACCCUAAACUUGCAAAUGAACCCUUUCAAUUGCAAUUGUCAUCUGGCUUGGUUUGCCGAAUGGCUGAAAAAACACGGACUAAUUGCCGGAAGUCCACGAUGCGCCGGGCCCGCUCGAGUGAUGGACGUCCCUAUUCACGAUUUACCUUCAUACGAAUUCAAAUGCUCCGGUGACAACGAUCAGGGUUGUCUCGGUGACAACUAUUGUCCUCCAAAGUGCACGUGCAUUGGAACCGUAGUCCGCUGUACGAGGGCGAAGCUGGUCGAGAUACCAAAAAAUAUUCCCGUUGAGACAUCGGAGUUGUAUUUGGACGUAAACGAAAUUACUUCGAUUAAAGUGGACAGGCUCAAUCAUCUUAAAUCGCUAACUAGAAUGGAUUUAAGUAAUAACCAUUUAAUAGUUUUAUCAAACAACACGUUUUCACAACUAUCAAAACUAUCCACUCUACUGUUAGGAUACAACAAAUUGCAAUGUCUGGAAAAAAAUUCACUAGCUGGUCUUAAAUCGUUGAGAAUCAUUUCGUUACAUGGAAAUAAUAUCUCAUUGAUACCAGAUGGAACAUUUUCCGGGCUCGACUCGAUUACUCAUUUAGGUAUCGGCUCCAACCCGCUGUACUGCGAUUGCGGUCUACAGUGGUUGGCGGAAUGGAUAAAAAAAGAUUUCAUCGAGUCAGGUAUAGCCAGGUGUGCUGAACCCAAUUCCAUGAAGGACAAACUUCUACUGUCCACGCCGGUUUCGAGUUUCGUUUGCAAAGAACCUAUCGGCAAGGACAUCCUGUCCAAGUGCAACACGUGCUUCACCAACCCCUGUUCGAACGAAGGCUUCUGCGAGCCAUUGCCCGAAAGACAGUACAAGUGCAGGUGCAACCCCGGAUAUCACGGUAAACAUUGCGAAAACAUGAUUGACGCGUGUUACGGCAAUCCGUGCAGGAACUCGGGAACUUGCAAACUGCUCGAAGAAGGCAGAUUCAGUUGCCAAUGCGCACCUGGUUUUACCGGAGACCGAUGCGAAACGAAUAUCGACGACUGUUUGACCAACAAAUGCGAAAACAAUUCUACUUGCGUUGACCUAAUUCAAGCGUACGAGUGUCGUUGCCUACCCGGAUACACGGGUGAUUAUUGUCAAACAAAAAUACAGUUCUGUUCCAAAGACUUCAACCCGUGUCACAACGGAGCCAAAUGCGUUGAUCACAUUACGCAUUACGCUUGCGAAUGUCCACUCGGGUUUUCGGGCGACAACUGCACAGUAAACAACGACGACUGCCAAAACCACAUGUGCCAGAACGGCGGCCUGUGCGUGGACGGCAUCAACGACUAUACGUGCAAAUGUGUCGGAGAAUAUACCGGCAAGUUCUGCGACAUUUCUCCAAGUGUAGCGCUCAUGUACCCGCAGACUUCGCCCUGUCAACACCACGAAUGCAAAAAUGGAAUAUGUUAUCAACCGAACGGUUCAACGAACGACUACUUAUGUAAAUGUGCCCCAGGGUACUCAGGCAAACGGUGUGAAUAUCUGACCAGCUUGAGUUUUGUACAUAACACUUCGUUCGUGGAAUUAGAGCCUUUGAGGACCAAACCCGAAGCCAACGUGACUGUUGUGUUUACGACAACUCAAGAAAAUGGAAUUUUGUUGUACGACGGCCAUUCCGAACACUUGGCCGUUGAAUUAUUCAACGGACGUAUUAGAGUCAGUUACGACGUGGGGAAUUAUCCCGUUUCGACCAUGUACAGUUUUGAAAUGGUCGCGGACGGCAAACAGCACAUGGUCGAACUGUUGUCGAUUAGAAAAAAUUUCACACUGAGAGUUGACGGAGGCGUGGCCAGAUCGAUAAUCAACGAGGGAUCUAGAGAUUACUUGAGACUCACCUCACCGUUGUACAUAGGUGGCACACCCCCAGAUCCCGGUGCUGAAGCCUUUAAUCAUUUUCAUUUAAGAAAUUUGACCAGUUUCAACGGUUGUAUGAAAGAGCUUUGGGUGAACCACAAACUAGUGGACUUUAUGAACGCGGCACGUCAACAAAAAGUGACGCCCGGAUGUUCCCUGCUCCAGGACGAAGAACAAAUGGUGGAAGAAGAAGGAGUGAAGUCGACGAGUGUCGCUGAGCAAGAACAGAGCUCGACCAUGGUGGACGAGGAGCAGAUUGAACCACAAGAAGGUCCAAUGGAAGAAGACGAGGACGAAGAGGACGACGAAGAUGAGGACGAAGAUGAAGACCCUUGCUACAAUAACCAAUGCCAUAAGGGCAGCAAGUGUGAGCCCAAAGGGAUGAAAGAAUACAUUUGCAAGUGCCAACCCGGUUGGUCGGGCAAAUACUGUACGCAAGGUAAGUGCCGUAAC
This is a messenger RNA of Myzus persicae (green peach aphid), 2834 nucleotides long. RefSeq names its product protein slit (gene sli). Gene Ontology annotation, biological process: axon guidance. Lineage: Eukaryota; Metazoa; Arthropoda; Insecta; Hemiptera; Aphididae. The annotation marks the transcript as partial. The transcript has 18 exons. Gene Ontology annotation, molecular function: calcium ion binding; Roundabout binding; heparin binding. The record is from RefSeq and is a predicted model, not a curated record.